CUGGAAACCUUGGUUUUGUGUGUGUUUUUUUCUUUAUUUUUUUAUUUUCUUUCCCGUUCUUUUUUCAUUCACUAGUGUCGAUGUCUUCUGGUCGAAAAAAAGUACUUUUGAAGGUCAUCAUUCUUGGUGAUAGCGGUGUUGGCAAAACAUCGCUGAUGAACCAGUAUGUGAACAAGCGGUUUUCCAACCAAUACAAGGCUACCAUCGGUGCUGACUUUCUAACUAAAGAAGUGCUGGUGGACGGUCGGGUUGUUACCAUGCAGAUUUGGGAUACAGCCGGUCAGGAAAGAUUUCAAUCCUUAGGUGUGGCUUUCUAUCGAGGGGCCGACUGCUGUGUUCUGGCCUAUGAUGUCAACAAUAGUAAGAGUUUUGAGUCACUAGAUCAAUGGCGUGAUGAAUUUUUGGUGCAAGCCUCACCCCGAGAUCCUGAACAGUUUCCGUUUGUCUUGCUCGGUAAUAAGGUUGACGUCGAAGAAUCUCGGAGAAUGAUUUCCCAAAAACGGGCCAUGGCAUGGUGCCAAUCGAAAGGCAAUGUGCCAUACUUUGAAACGUCGGCCAAAGAAGCGAUUAAUGUGGAGCAAGCGUUUCAGACCAUUGCAAAGAAUGCUUUAGCUCAAGAAAGCGAAGUGGAUAUUGAAUUUCCGGACACCGUUAAUAUACCCAGUGGUGAACACACACAUGAUCCUGGCUGUGCUUGUUAGGAAGAAUAGAAAGAUGCGUCAAACCUGCCGCUGCCUUUUUUUUUGUUGUAUACCUGAUACUUUUAUUAGUCGCACGAUGUUUGUGCAUCAAAAAACAAAAAAAAAUGUGGUGGCCCUAUUUUUUUUGUGUGGGCUGCGGCAAUAAAACCCCGAAAAAAUAAAAGUUGGAUCUCCGACCUUC
This is a messenger RNA of Radiomyces spectabilis, 882 nucleotides long. Its product is annotated as vacuolar biogenesis protein. Lineage: Eukaryota; Fungi; Mucoromycota; Mucoromycetes; Mucorales; Radiomycetaceae. Gene Ontology annotation, cellular component: late endosome; phagocytic vesicle; vacuole. Gene Ontology annotation, biological process: regulation of vacuole fusion, non-autophagic. Gene Ontology annotation, molecular function: GTP binding; GTPase activity. The transcript is spliced from 8 exons. The record is from RefSeq and is a predicted model, not a curated record. Bases 81 to 701 code for a protein of 206 amino acids.